AUAGCAAAAUCUCUAAUAAUUGAUUAUAUGAAUUAAUGGUUAAAUUUUAUAGUAAUUAAACUUGAAUUAAUCAGUGAUUAAUUUAGAGAUUAAAGAAGAGGGUGAAGUUGUUGUUGCAUGGCAAAAGGUCGAAAGCCGACGACAAUGAACCGGAGCGAUCGAUACCUUGGAAGCUACACUUACGGUGACAGUCACGGAAACUCCGUUACCGACGAAUUAGAGCUCGGUGAGGAAGACAUCUGGUCACCGGCCGUCAUUCACGACGACACCACCGAGAAUGAGGAAUCCUACGGCACGUGGAACUUACGCGCUACCUUGGGAAAAAACGGGCGCGUGGGAGGAUUGUCGCUGGCUUUCGAGGGCUCUUUGGUUGCUCCGCCGUCGUCUUCGCCGAUGAUAGUGCAGAAGAUUCACGGCGGAGGAGGUGAGGGAGAGGAAGACCGGAGAAAAUUGGCGUCUUCGGCGCCGGUAAACGUACCGGACUGGAGUAAGAUAUACCGAGUUGACUCGGUUGAGUCAAUACACGAGUUAGACGACGAGGAUGACGAGGAUGAGGAAUCCGGGAUGAUGCCGCCGCAUGAGUACCUUGCUAAGAGUCAAGCACGGCGGAGUAGAAAGAUCGGAGGUGGUGGUGCGUCGGUGUUUGACGGCGUCGGAAGGACUCUCAAAGGCAGAGAACUAAGGCGCGUUCGUGACGCGAUUUGGAGCCAAACAGGGUUCUACGGCUAAGUAUAAUUAACAAAACUAAAAAAAAAAACAUUUUAGAUUUCAAUUAAAAUUACUUGUUUUUGCCAGUAUAGAAGUAAUUUUUGUGAUUAUGCAAAUUUUUAAUUUUGAGUUUUAUUAUGAACGAGACCAAAAUUUCAAGUUCCUCGUAUAUGUUGUUGUUCUGUCUAUAUGUAUAUUAUAACUCGAAAAUAAUUUUGUCUUAUGUUAAUUAGUUUAAUUAGCUGUAGUUAUAAAU
Molecule: messenger RNA, 964 nt
Organism: Arabidopsis thaliana (thale cress)
Lineage: Eukaryota; Viridiplantae; Streptophyta; Magnoliopsida; Brassicales; Brassicaceae
Product: senescence regulator (Protein of unknown function, DUF584)
Exons: 1
Coding region: 118-729 (203 amino acids)
Biological process (GO): leaf senescence
Cellular component (GO): cytoplasm
Source: RefSeq, marked reviewed